CUUAGUUAUUCUUGCCUGCAUUACAGCAGCCGUAUCUUAAACUCAUGGCACCGAAGAGAACGCUAUAUAAGCAGCCUAAUAUAGUUUUUUCCCAGUGAUAAAUGACACACUUGUCUUUGCAAAGGGAACUAACUGCUCUCGUUGGAACUGCGGUUUUGGAGAAUUACCCAGCAUUUUAAAAGGUGUUUUCUUCUGGCCUUUCACAGUUUACACACCGUGCUCCAGACGCAACGUUCUAGCACACUUCACAAACUUCAACACGGUUUGGGAACUGCUCGGUCGUCCUCGUACAAAUGUGAACUGGCAACACCGGUAAACCACGAACGGAGCUGUCACUUCUAGGUUACGAUAGUAACCACCUUGUGAGGAUCUGAUCUGGGUAGCGAGUGCUGCAGUUUCGAGCAACACGAGGAACGCGUGCUUAUGUUACUUUUCUGCGCUAACUUUCUUACCUCUCAACAGGACUUCAUCGUGAACGAUGGAUUAUUAACUGUUUACAUAUAUUCAAGCGUGUAUCUAGCCAAUCAGCUGAAUUGGGCACAAAACAAAAUUGAUCGAUUAUCGAUGUUAUUCAUCGAUUAAGGGCUGCAUCAAUUGCUAGAAUUGAAAUCAGCAAUUAGGCGUUUGAAUAGUUUAUUCUCUCCAUUGUCCUAUAAUUAAACGGAGAUGGAGGGUCGGGAUGACAAAGGGAAUAAAGAGAGUAAUCUCUCGAAGCCAGAUAUUCAAAAGUUUGCUCUCUGGUACAUCGGCUGGUCCUCCUUGGACAAGCGUACUACCCUGCCCAUGUUGCCGUGGUUGGUGGCGGAGAUCCGGAAGAAAAGUGAGAAGAACGAAUCGGGACGCGAUACUUGUUCCGUCCAGGCCAGAGAAGUUCAACUGGUGCUCACCCCGCCGUUUAUUCGAUGUGUGCCCGCCAACAAUGUCGCAAACUCGUCCGUCUUCAUCUUCGAGCAUAAAGCGCAGUUCAUCUCACGUUUUAUCCACAACAGUAAUGACCUCACUUAUUUCGCCUACCUUAUCCGGAGCCAGCCCGACAACCCGGAGUCUGAGAUGGCAUGCCAUGUCUUCAGGGCAUACGACCCCAACCAGGUACCAGAAGUGAUCAGUAGUAUCCGUGCGGUGUCCAAGUCGGCCCUAAAGGAAGACUCCAAGCCCAAGCGGGAUACUGAAGAGGCCUUCUAUAACUCCCAGAAGUUUGAAGUGCUCUACUGUGGCAAGGUGACUAUCGGGCACAAGAAGGCUCCCUCCACCCUCAUUGAUGACUGCAUCAACAAGUUCCGCCAGCAUGAAUUGGAGCGCAAGCACCUGCGCCUCCUGAAUGACCAGCGGGGAUCCACAGAAAGCGCCCCCAUAGAGUUCAUCAUGGGGGAUGACGGAGACCCCCUUUCCUCAACCACCCACAGCGAGGGGCUGGAGGACCCUGAGGGGCUGGAGGUGGAUGAGGUCACUAACAGAGGAGGUUCUGGAGGGAAGAUCAUGUCCAACAGCCCCAGCCUGGGCAGCCUGCGGGGGUCCUUCCCCGAGUGCAUCCUGGAGGACUCUGGUUUCGAGGAGCAGCAGGAGUUCCGGACGCGUUGUAGCAGCCUGGCGGGCAGUCUGCAGCGGAGGCCCCUAGAGGGUGCGCUCAAAGCCGCCCCGGCACGCCGUCGCCACGCCAGUGCCCCCAACAACGUCCAGCCCUCAGACGCCGACAAAAACCGCACCAUGCUCUUCCAGGUCGGACGCUUCGAGGUGAACCUGAUCAGUCCAGACAGUAAGACUGUGGUGCUGGAAAAGAGAUUCAAAGACAUCUCGUCCUGCUCUCAGGGUAUAAACAAGACGGACCACUUUGGGUUUAUCUUUCGCGACCCGGGGGAGACUGGUCCGGGCCAGUAUGUGUGCUACGUCUUCCAGUGUGCCAGUAAAUCCCUGGUGGAUGAGGUGAUGCUUACUCUGAAGCAGGCCUUCAGUACGGCAGCAGCUCUGCAGAGCGCCAAGACACAGGUCAAGCUGUGCGAGGCCUGCCCUAUGCACGACCUGCACAAACUCUGCGAGAGGAUUGAGGGUCUGUAUCCUCCCAGGGCCAAGCUGGCCAUCCAGAAGUACCUCUCUCAACUGACUGAUAACGAACAGGUCGACAUCUUUGAGCGAGUUCAGAGAAUGAAGCCUGUGUCGGACCAGGAAGAGAAUGAGCUGGUGAUUCUCCAUCUCCGCCAGCUAUGUGGAACCAAGCAGAAAUCCCACCUCCACAUCGGAGAAGCCCAACUGAAAACCCCCAACACAACCGCACCAGCGGACAGCACAGCAGCGACGGGUGGCCGUUUCAAACUGGACAUCCUGAAGAACAAGGCCAAGAGCUCGCUGACCAGCUCACUGGAGAACAUUUUCUCACGGGGCGCCAACCAGAUGAGAGGUCGCCUGGGAAGCAUCUCUACAUAUUCCUCAUCUUCAUCACUCUGUUCCCUCCAGGCGGACGACUCUCCCGGCGACUCCCCACCAGGCACGCCCCCUGGUUUCCCUGACGACGACCCAGAUGCCCUCCAGUUCCGGCGACGUGCCCACACCUUCAGCCACCUGCCCGUGAAGAAGCGCAUCUCGUUCAACGACGCGUCCACCCAGGGAGUCCAACAGGGGGGCACUGGUACCCACAGCAAGGCUCUGCUCCGUAGGCAGCAGUCUGUCAACCCCGAACUACUGCAGAGCAGUAAUGGGGAGGGCAGGAAGAGGACGCUAUCUGGAUGCAGCAGUGACAGUGUGAGUGCACCCCUCAACAUCCGCAAAGUGUCCUGGAGACAGAAGAUCUUCCUGCGUGUCGCCUCGCCCAUGAACAAGCCCACCUCCAUGCAGCACCCAGACCACUGUGAUGUGAUGGACCUGCUGCCCCUCUCCCCCCGCUCCUUCGACCCAAGUCUGGACCCCCUGGCCAGCCUACUACCCACCUCGGGUGACACCUUCACUGGGAAGAGGCCCAAGAGGACGGCGGUUCACUACCGGGCCCUAUGGAAGACGGCGAUCCACCAGCAGAUACUGCUGCUACGCAUGGAGAAGGAGAACCAGAGACUGGAGGCAAGUCGAGACGAGCUGCACAUCCGGAAGAUGAAGCUGGACUACCAGGAAGUGGGGACAUGCAUUAAAGACGUGCUAGCCUUCUGGGACAGGAAGCUGAGCGUUCCGGGCAGAGCCAAGGUCGUCCCGUUGGACAAAGAGGAGGUCCACAAUGCAAUCUCUAAGGGUGUCCCUAAGGGCAGGCGUGGGGAGGUGUGGCUCCUCUUCUCCCAGCAGCACCGCCUGAGACACCGUCUGCCCCCCGGCCGCCACGCCCCAGACACCCCCUACCAAGACCUGCUGAAGCAGCUCACGGCCCAGCAGCACUCCAUACUAGUUGACCUGGGUCGGACGUUCCCCACCCACCAGUACUUCUCAGCCCAGCUGGGUGCAGGGCAGCUGUCCCUCUACAAUCUGCUCAAGGCCUACUCUCUGUUAGACACUGAGGUGGGCUACUGCCAGGGCAUCAGCUUUGUGGCAGGUAUCCUGCUGUUGCACAUGAGUGAGGACCAGGCCUUUGACAUGCUCAAGUUCCUGAUGUACGACCUGGGCUUCCGCAGACAAUACAGGCCUGACAUGACUUCUCUACAGAUUCAGAUGUACCAGUUGUCCAGGCUGCUGCACGACUACCACAGGGAGCUGUACAGCCACCUGGAGGAACACGAGAUCUGCCCCAGCCUCUAUGCAGCCCCAUGGUUCCUCACACUCUUUGCCUCCCAGUUCCCACUCGGAUUCGUCGCACGGAUAUUUGAUAUCCUAUUUGCCCAGGGGAGUGAAGUGAUCUUUAAGGUGGCUCUGUGUCUACUGAGCAGUCACGAAGGGGAGAUAGUGGAGUGUGAUAGCUUCGAGACCAUCGUGGACUACCUGAAAACUACAAUUCCCAACCUCACCCACACCCAGAUGGAGGAAACCAUCUCAAAGGUGUUGGACAUGGACAUCUCGAAGCAGCUACAUGCUUAUGAGGUGGAGUACCACGUGCUGCAGGACGAGACGGUGGAUGCUGUGCUCCAGUCAAACGACUCAGACCGUCUGGAUAAACUGGAGAAGACCAACAACCAGCUGAAGAAACAGAACAUGGAUCUGCUGGAGAAACUACAGGCGGCACGACAGAAGAUCCAAAGCCUGGAGGCCACUGUGGAGAACUUCCUGUCACGUGAGUCCAAGAUGAAGCACAUGAUUCGCUCGCUGGAGCAGGAGCGCCAGUCCUACCAGAAGACUAUUGAGCGCAUGCGCUCCUGCCUGCCCCCGGACGCCCUGGCUGACGUGGAGAUGACCCACAUGGUCAAGCCUGCUCAGGGGCCAAACGGCAAGGCCAAGCCCACCGCCAAGAAGCCCUAAUGGGGGAAGAGUGGAAGGCAAAGGUGAGGGAGAGACUGGAGAAUGGACAGGUAGAUGGAUAUUACUGACAUAGAGAGAGGACUCUGACGAUGGAUGGAUAGAAUUUCUGAAUUUGAAAACCAAACUUUAUUGGGACUAUUAACAUUUGUGAAACUGUUUAGCCAUGCUAUAUGUGUUGUCGUUUUAAGACACGUGGUGUAGUUCCUAUGUGAUGUGUCGCCAUUUCGACAGACAGACACUGACAGUAUGGCAACGUGGUCUUAUUUGAAUGUGCUGUGUGUGCCUGCGUGCGUGUGUCUGUGUGCGUGCACACAGGAAAUAAGAAGAGUAUAGAGAAGGUUCACAGUCUCUCUGUUAGGCUGGAGAACAGACUGAGUUGAAUGUCACUGCUCACACACCACAAACAGCUGACAUCAUGGACAGACACUUUUUCAUUAUGUUCCAGGACAGUGUACACACACACACUGUCUCCAGGACUUUCUCUCUUCCUUCAUACUGUUUUAUCCCACCUUCACAUCUGAGUCAUGUUCUCCAAUGAUUCCGAUUGAAAAGAGAAAAAGUCAAAAGAAUAGUUAGUCUGAUAUCGACUGUUAAGCGCUGACCUGCCUGCAGCUAAAAAAUAUAUAUGUUUCUCUUAAAAAGUUGAAUGUUGAAUGUUGCAAACGGUGUUACACUGUUCACUUUUUUGUAUUGUGAACCGAAAGCAAUUACUGAAAGUUGACCAAGUGGACAUGUAGCAUAUUUGGGUCUUUGUAAUAUGGAUGCUUUCUAUUAUUUGCUUUCUGAAAUGUUGAAAGAAUGUUUUAUUUUUGAUUGUCAAUCGUGUGUGCACAAUGUAGGAACAGUUCUGUUUCACAGAGUUGACACGAAUACGAACAGCACUCCAUGUGAAAUGACUUUGAACUAGGCUACUGCAGCCGGACCCACACGUUUAAGGUUGACGAAGCCUAUCCGACGUCAUCAACUAGCCUGUAACCAUCGAGGUGAUGGUUUUUACCACCACCCUUUCACAACCAGUCAACACACACAGAACUGAAAGGUGAUGUUUUUCUAUAGCUACUUCAAAUGAAGCAGCAUAUCCCACAAGAAAUAUAAAUGAAUUGAUACGUUUUUAUUUAAGAUAAAUCAAGUAAUCCAUUUUAUGAAACACAAUUACAAUUCGCAUUUCCUGAUGUGCAGGAAAAUCCCUGCGACAGCAGAGGUGGUCAAAUUAAGAUAUUACAUCUGUAUGAGACGGGCUUCACUUAUUCGACGGAGUCGUCGUUGUGGAAAUUGCUUGUGUAACGCUCAUUUCUUUUUCAUAUCAGUGCUUUUCUUAGGGUGGUUGUGGUUGCAUUGUUAUUUGCCUUAAUGUUUAAUUAAUAAUCUCUCCUGUACUGCCUUUCGGACCCAAAGAGGUUUUAAUGCUUUCGUUGCUAAAUGGUUAGCAACCUGAAGUGUAAUUAUAAUUCAUGUAAGUGUUUUUUUUUUCUUCUAUUUCAUCAAAUGAUGAAUUUCAACGCAGUUUUUCAACACUGUCCGUGUUUAAUUGUUUCAAAAUGUGUUUCAAUGCUUUGUGUUUUCAUGUUAAACAAGCUAAAAAAGACAUCUAGUUCUGAGUCAUACAAAGACAACCGUCCUUUUGCUAUCUAGAGAUUCAUGUCUUACAAAGAUGCUCCAUUGGAAAUAUAGGCUGGCCAAUCAUCAUUGAUCAUCAGAGAAUGAACUAGAUUAAAGUCAUGUUCUUGUGUUAACGCAUAAGUGCCAAAAUAAAAGCAUGAAUGCAGUCUUCCUUAUCUACCCUGAAUCGGAGAUAAGCUUAUGACCAUGAUUGAGGGUGAUAUAAGGGAAGCCCUAAUGGCUGGCUUGAGUGUUUGCUUUCUUUUGUGUCUGUGUAGGUAGCCAACAUCAUCGCAUUGUUCAAUCACUACUAUGGAAUUAACGCCGAUUGUGUUGAAUUAAUGUCGACAGCCUGUUUUUGUUGAAAUGAGGCCUCACACAAAGAAAAAUGUCACGUGUACUUCAAUAAAUCACACCUUCACUGCCUUUUUCUAUUCA
Molecule: messenger RNA, 6399 nt
Organism: Oncorhynchus keta (chum salmon)
Lineage: Eukaryota; Metazoa; Chordata; Actinopteri; Salmoniformes; Salmonidae
Gene: tbc1d4
Product: TBC1 domain family, member 4
Exons: 21
Coding region: 667-4362 (1231 amino acids)
Source: RefSeq, a predicted model, not a curated record